CUAACCAAUAAUUUUUCUUUUUUUCCAUAUACUCUUAUUACCGUAUGUAUGAUAACUUUAACAUUUGUUGCUUUGUAAUGUCCUACAAUUGUGAUAUCAGACGAUACAACCUUCGUAAAGACAAGAAAUUGUUUCACAAAUCCUCAACAGGUAUCCACAUAGAACAUAAACAUGUCCGACUCAUCGACACCAUCUUCCCCUGACAAUAUCGGAGAACAAAUCGGUUUUCCCGAUGUGACGUCACCAUCUUCAUCCAGAUCAGAAAGCCCAAGCACAGUCAAUCCGAAAAUUCAACGAGGAGAAAGUGCCACUGACGACGCGAUCCGGUACUUUGAAUCCACCUACUACGAUGAAUACGAUUAUUAUAAUCUCACCCCAGAUAACAAAUUGUUCAAGCAUGCUAGCGGAAAGGGAAGAACUAAGCGCGAAGCCAGUCAACACACGUCUCGUCCAAGUCAAUGGGGAAUGCUAGCAAAAUUUGAGAACGAAGCUAAUAACAGAAAACGACACACUUUUGUAAAGUCUGGACGGACAAGAUCAGUCAGCAAGUAAUCACAUCAGACUGCAGAGGGCGUAAGGAGUGAGUUUGUUGGGUCUUCGGAUGCCUGAUCCGUAUACCCUUAAGCCAUCUCUCGCGUCCUCUGCCGGAGUGAUUUUAUGACGACAAUUUGAAUAUUGAAAACAACAUUGAAACUAUCCAUCGCCUCUCUAUUUCUUCGAUACCGAACUUUUAUGCUUUUGCAUUUAUUAUUUGAUUUCUUACUUGACUACUGAAAAAUGUGGAAGAUUAUGCUUUUUUCCAUAAGAUGGCUUGGCAUUGUUACUUCACUGGGGAAUAGCCCACGUUCUGAUUAACAGAACUUGGGUUAAAAUAUAGGAUGUCCAUAAAAUCUUGAAUUUUUUGAAAUUGAAAAGGGAAUUUAUCGACACCAUAUAUUGGUUUGGACCUCACAGAUGUAUUAAAUGAAGUAAAAAUACUUGAACAAUUACUGAUUAAAAAAAACAAACUUGGUUAGGAUAUGUUGAGGACUCGCUUCAUAACCAAAUUUAAAUGGUAAAUGGACCUCAUGGAAUCCUGCUGUAGAUUUCCAGCUGUGAUUCGGUCGCACCUUUUUUCUUAUUCGAAUGACAGGGAAAAUUUAAAAAACAACUAACGACUAUAAAUCAGCUACAGCCAAUAUUGCAAUGAUAUCGUUCAUCAAUUUAAUAUGAAAAGCGCCGUCUUCUCGUGUAUAUUCUUAUACACAAAGCCGCUGAGAUUCAUUUGACGGAUAUUUUAAUGGUUUUGGCAAAAUUAACAAUAUCUUUCGACUCUGAGUUUGUUUCAGUUAUUGGUUCUCGCCAUUUAUUACGCUUUAUUUUUCUAUUUGCUCGCUAAUGCUUCGUAGUGUAGAGGAGCCCAAUAGAGAAAUUUGGUAAGUCUAUAUCUCUUAACAACUCCCGGCUCAUGUAGUUUCGAACAUAUAUUCUCAGAAUUUUUAGCAUCAAUGAUUUCCAUACAUGUAUGUGUUGUUGUCGCUUACUCUAAAGUCACAGAAUUUAUUUAAAAAAGUCAAAAUUUGGCCGAGAGCUUUUUUCUUUGCAAAUAAGUAUGGCAGCGAGUUUGACUAGUUGCGACAUUUAUGCCGUUAACCUCUGUUUUUCUCUGUAAUCAUAAGAAUUUGAUGGAAGAAAAGCCGAAAUUAAAAGAAGCACUCGUUUUGGGUUCACUUCAUUCGGAAAGUCAAAGUUAGUAUAGUUCAUCGUAGUUGCGCUUUCUGUUUCUUUACUACUGAUUUAGUUCUCCUUAUCGAUUUAUGACUUAUCUUUAAUUAACAGUUCUGUUGGUGCAAUAAAAUCUUUACACCGCA
Styela clava is the source of this 1850-nucleotide messenger RNA. RefSeq lists its product as uncharacterized. The record is from RefSeq and is a predicted model, not a curated record. Lineage: Eukaryota; Metazoa; Chordata; Ascidiacea; Stolidobranchia; Styelidae.